UGUCACUCCUCUUCCUCCUCCUCCUCCUCUUCCUCAGCGGACCGAGUCUUCCUCUCAGCCAGAGAGGAGCAUUUCAGACGUCUUCCUUGUCUCUCCGUCCAUCAUGGACACGUUUUUCCGCCGUCACUUUAAAAGGAAGGAGGCGGCUCUGCUGGCGGGGGCAGAGUCUAAAUCGGUCAACCGGCGGAGGCCCAGCGUGGCCGUCCCGACCAGCAAGGCCCGCCGGAGGUCCAACGCUGGGCUGCCGUCCUCCUCGCUGACCCAGCAGCGACGCCCCAGCGUCCAGCUGCAGGGGGCGCUGUCGUGCGCCGGAGGGGGGCGUCUGGCGAAGACGUCCCGGCACAGCAGGUGGGCGGGGCACGUCCGGCGGCGCUCCAGCACCACCACCCCCAGCCUCAACCCCAGGUUCGCCGUGUGCAGGAGGAAGGUGGGCAAGCUGCGGACCAUCGACACGCACCUGCUGGGCCCGUCCAUGCUGCUUGCCAGCCUCAUCCAGAUGGCUGAGGAAGAGGAGGAGGUGGAGGGGGCGGGGCUACCAGCCGGAGAGCAGCAGGUGGAGGUGAGGGGCGGGGCCAGCACCAGGAGGAUGUUCUCACGCUCCAGCAGCCUCCAAUCGGACAGCAGUGAUUACUCCACCGCCAACGACAGCCAAUCAGAAGCCAGCCAACCGUCCGAGGAGGCGGAGCAGCUGGCGGAGGAGGAGGAGGACGAAGAUGCCUCCUGGUCGCACGUCUCCUCCUCCUCCGACCGCCCGUCCUCCUCCGACCGCCCAUCCUCCUCCGCCGUGGAGGUGAUGAGAGAGACUCCGCGCCCCCCCCCGGCGUGGCGGCCCCUCAUCCGGGCCCCUCGCUGCCUGAGGAGGAACUCGUCUCAGCUGUUCUUAGGAGACGGCGCUCCUCUCGGCCGCCACCGGGCGUCCAGCCAGAGGAAGAGGAGGAGGAUCUCCACCAUCUCUAAGGCCGGGAGCCCCUGGCCGGGGAGGGGCCCCCCGCUGCCCAGCCGCAGGAGCUCGGUCCACUACCUCCAUCAGCCGGCCUUCUACCGGGGCCCCGGGGCCCUCAGCCCGCUGGGCGACGCCCACCUGGAGAGCUGGAGCAGCUUCCUGCUGAAAGCGAUGGCGAAGUCGGGUCUGCAGCACGCGGCGGCUCAGCCCAAGGCGGCAAUGUCCGGACAGACCGACCCGCUGCAGGAGCCCAACAGCACCGUGGACUGGAGCGAUAACGCCCAGUUCGGGGACCACAUCUGGUUUGAGACCAGUGGCUCUGGAGACUUCUGUUAUGUUGGAGAGCAGUACUGCAUAGCUAAGUCACUGCAAAAGUCAGUGGCGAGGAAGAAAUGUGCCGGCUGUAAGAUAUCGGUCCACACGAUGUGCAUGGAGCAGCUGGAGAAGAUUAAUUUCAGGUGCAAGCCGUCAUUUAGAGAACCAGGAUGUCGGGCCAUUCGAGAGUCCAACGUUGUGCGACACCACUGGGUCCACAGGAGACAUCAAACAGGGAAGUGUCGACAGUGUGGGAAGGGAUUUCAACAGAAGUUUUCAUUUCACAGCAAAGAGAUUGUUGCCAUCAGCUGCUCGUGGUGCAAACAGGCGUACCACAAUAAGGUGACGUGCUUCAUGCUGCAGCAGAUAGAGGAGUGCUGCUCUCUGGGAGCUCACGCUGCCGUCAUCAUUCCUCCUACCUGGAUCAUCAGGGUCCGCAGAAUACAGUCGUCUCUGAAGUUGAGUAAAAAGAAGAAAAGGACGUCGCUGAAAUGCAACAAAUCGAGCAAGAAGGGAUCAGAGAUCCAAGAUGGCCGCUGGAAGCCCUUCCUGGUGAAGCCCCUCCCCUCUCAGCUCAUGAAGCCUCUGCUGGUGUUUGUUAACCCGAAGAGUGGAGGAAACCAGGGAGCCAAGAUCAUCCAGUCCUUCAUGUGGUACCUGAACCCUCGGCAGGUGUUUGACCUGACGAAGGGAGGACCCAGAGAGGGGUUUGAGCUGUACGCCAAAGUGCCCAACCUGAGGAUCCUGGCCUGUGGGGGGGACGGGACAGUCGGCUGGAUCUUGUCCGUGUUGGAUGAGCUGAAGCUCCGCCCCCAGCCUCCUGUAGGUAUCCUCCCUCUGGGGACCGGAAAUGACCUGGCGAGGACUCUCAACUGGGGAGGGGUGAGUUAUGCUGGUGUUUAACUGGAGUUAUACUGGGGUUUAACUGGAGUUAUAAUGGGGUUUAACUGGAGUUAUACUGGGGUUUAACUAGAGUUAUACUGGGGUUUAACUGGAAUUAUACUGGGGUUU
This is a messenger RNA of Anarrhichthys ocellatus (wolf-eel), 2269 nucleotides long. Its product is annotated as diacylglycerol kinase zeta-like. The record is from RefSeq and is a predicted model, not a curated record. Gene Ontology annotation, cellular component: glutamatergic synapse; plasma membrane. The coding region runs from base 104 to 2161 and encodes 685 amino acids. Lineage: Eukaryota; Metazoa; Chordata; Actinopteri; Perciformes; Anarhichadidae. The transcript is spliced from 14 exons. Gene Ontology annotation, molecular function: ATP-dependent diacylglycerol kinase activity. Gene Ontology annotation, biological process: signal transduction.